UGACGCUUCCCGCUCUCCCUGCCGCCGCCGUAGAAGAGGGCCCGGAAGUACGGGCUGUGGCGGGCCAGCCGCUCGCGGUUCACGAAGAAUGACUCCGCCUCCACCUGCAGAACUGCGUCUGGAACUGCAUCUUCCUCCGGCUCCUCUUCCGACGACGAGUCGUCCUCCUGCUUCAGUGGGGAUUCCGGUAAACAACCUCAUCUGCUGAAAAAGAUACCGCCAGCAUUGGACGAGACCACAUUCCGAUGAAGAAGGCCGCUAUGUUUGGGACAGUGGGAUGAGUAACCUGAGGCGGCUGCUGUGAAUCCAGAAUGGAGAAGAAGGCGGGAAACCAGUCUUCCUCAGGGCAGACCAGCUCAGCCUGCUUCAAGGUUAUUGUGGUGGCCUUCAUCCUCGUUUUCCUCAUCAUCGGAGUCAUUGUUGGCGUCUUGGCUUCGUACCUGGUUCAGGAGGAGCAUUACUUCAUGGAGACGGUCCAGCUGAAGGGGCUGAACUAUACCUCAGACCUCCAGGAUGACUCCUCCGCCUUCUCCCUCGUCCUCUCCGCCAUCAUCAAGUCCAAGAUGAGGGAGGUGUUUGUUGUCUCAUUGAUAACACAUCACUAUGAAGAAUGCAAUAUCAUUGCCUAUGGGAACAUCAACGAGGAGGUGAUGGUGACCUUCAGGCUGGUGUUCAGGAUGUCCAAGAUGCAGCUGUACUCCGACACUGACCUCCAGGACGUUCUGAGGACUGGGCUGAGUGCCAUGCUCCAGGGGGAAGCUGUGGUGGUGCCAGGCUUUGGGGAGAUCAAGGCCAUCACCCUGCUGGGGGCCAACGGGAAGUCCUUCUACACCAUCGGAGACGCCAUGACCAGGUGUCCUGGCAACACCUUCACCUGUGACAACGGGGAGUGUGUCACCAAGACCAACCCCGAGUGUGACUCGCUGCCUGACUGUACGGACGGCUCCGACGAGGCCCGCUGUGAGUGUGGGACCCGCUCAGCCAUGGGCACCAGGGUGGUGGGGGGGGAGGAUGCCCGGGGGGGGGAGCUCCCCUGGCAGGUGAGCCUCAGGCUGAACGGACGACACAGCUGUGGAGCCUCCAUCAUCAGCAGCACCUGGCUUGUCAGCGCCGCCCACUGCUUCGAGAGAGACAAUGACCCUAAACUCUGGACGGCGCUGGUGGGGUCCACCCUGGUAUCGGGGGAGCAGGAGGAGGCCUCCACCAUCAACAUCAAGUCCCUGACAGUGGCUCCGCGCUACAACCCCAUGACCACGGACUUCGACGUGACGGUCCUGGAGCUGGAGACUCCCGUCACCUUCAGCAGCCACGUCCAGCCCAUCUGCCUCCCCGCCGCCUCGCACAUCUUCGUGCCAGGGAAGAACUGCGUGGUGUCCGGCUGGGGGGCGCUCAACCAGUACACCAGCGACGUCCCCCCCACGCUGCAGAAGGCCGUGGUGAAGAUCAUCGACUCCAAGGUCUGCAACAAGACCAGUGUGUACCGAGGGGCCAUCACACAGAAUAUGAUGUGUGCAGGAUUCCUGCAGGGCAAGGUGGACUCCUGCCAGGGGGACUCUGGGGGCCCUCUGGUGUGUGAGGAGGCUCCAGGGAGGUUCUUCCUGGCGGGGGUGGUGAGCUGGGGCGUGGGCUGUGCUCAGAUCAACCGUCCCGGGGUCUACUCCAGGGUCACUCAGCUGAGGAACUGGAUCCUGAGACAGACCUCCCCCGACCUGGCCCCGGCCCUGCCCCAGACUCCGCCCCCAGUCCCGCCCUCCGCCGUUACCAAGACAGCAGAGAUACACCACGCUAUGAUGAUGAUGGCUGCCCCGCCCAUACCUGCGGUGAACUGCAGCGGGAACUUCCAGUGUGUGUCGGGGUUCUGCAUCAGCAAGACCAACCCCGAGUGUGACGGAGACAUCGACUGUCCGAACCAGGCUGACGAGAAAAACUGCGACUGUGGCGUGCGCCCGGCCGUGGGCUCCCAGAGGAUUGUGGGAGGUGUGACGGCACGGCGGGGGGAGUGGCCUUGGAUCGGCAGCCUGCAGCACCAGCGCCAGCAUCGCUGUGGCGCCACGCUCGUCCACCACAAGUGGCUCCUGACGGCCGCACACUGCUUCAGAAGUGACCCUGCUCCGACCGGCUGGGCGGUCAGCCUGGGCUCGGUGCUGCGUUCAGGCGUGGGGGCCCUGGUGAUCCCCGUCCAGCGGGUCAUCCUCCACCCUAGCUUCAACAGCUCCACCAUGAACCACGACCUGGCCCUGCUGGAGCUGGCUGUCCCAGCGCCCCGCUCCUACACCAUCCAGUCAGCCUGCCUGCCCUCGCCCGUACACAGGUUCCUCAAGACCGCAGACUGCUACAUUGCUGGCUGGGGCUCCAUGAGGGAGGGAGGCUCUCUGACCAACCUGCUGCAGAAAGCUCCGGUCAGUGUCAUCGACCCGGCGGACUGCCAGCGUGCGUACGGCAGCGGACUGAGCCCCAGCAUGAUGUGUGCUGGGUACAUGGAGGGAGGAAAGGACACGUGUCUGGGCGAUUCAGGAGGCCCUCUGACCUGUCGAGAGCUCUCCGGCCCCUGGUUUGUUGCCGGGGUGACGAGCUGGGGCCAUGGCUGUGGGCGGAGCGGCUUCCCAGGAGUCUACACGCGUGUGACGGCCGCCAGGGAGUGGAUCUCCUCCCACCUGCCUUUCUAACGACGCCCCGGACGGAGCAAACAGAGAGCCCUCCUCUCCUCCCCCACUCGCCUCCCUCCGGUGGCCUCCCAGGACAGCUGUGUGGCCGGGGGACCGUGGUGUCCUGUCUCCAGCCUCUCACACGGACCCAGAGACGGGCCUUACACUCUGGAGAAACACGACCAUAGCAGAGGACGUGGUCCAGGACUGUCUCGCUGGAGUGACUUUCUGGACAUUUCAUUACGAUCAGCAUACUAGUGGGGAACCGUGUAUUUAUUUGACUGUAUUUAUUGUGGUGACUGACAUGUAACUUACCAGAAGCAACUUUUUUUGUUUGAUUUUGUGAGGGUUUAGAAAUAUAUGCAUUUAAUUUA
Molecule: messenger RNA, 3019 nt
Organism: Osmerus eperlanus (European smelt)
Lineage: Eukaryota; Metazoa; Chordata; Actinopteri; Osmeriformes; Osmeridae
Gene: tmprss9
Product: transmembrane serine protease 9
Exons: 17
Coding region: 312-2666 (784 amino acids)
Biological process (GO): proteolysis
Molecular function (GO): serine-type endopeptidase activity; protein binding
Source: RefSeq, a predicted model, not a curated record